Arabidopsis arenosa is the source of this 945-nucleotide messenger RNA. NCBI's taxonomy places the organism in Eukaryota, Viridiplantae, Streptophyta, Magnoliopsida, Brassicales, Brassicaceae. The record is from the annotation of a GenBank genome assembly.
UUCAUUAUUUUUCCUUUCCUCCAAGUAGAAGAAGAUGGAGGAGUUUAGGGUAAGAAAUGAGUGCUCAUCUCUCCGUGGUACUUUGUUGGAUUCAAGAUAUGCAAAGGCAGUGCAAUGCCUUGUAGAAGAAGUUAUUGAUAUAGGUGGUAGAGAGGUUGAGCUUUGCAACAACAUUCUAAUCCAACAGCUGUUUCCAGGAAGGAGAAGACCCGGUUUUGGCUUGUCUUCCGAAAUCAAAUCCGAACUUUGCAGUUCUGGUUUCAUGUCUUUGCCUGAGAAUCAUGAGAUUCAUAUCAAAAUCACCAAGCUUCUCAGUUUGUUGCAACAGGUAGAAGAAAGAUUUGACCAGUACUGCAAUCAAUUGGAGCAAGUGAUUUCAUCAUUUGAGGAAAUAGCAGGAGAAGGAUCAUCUAAAGUAUACACCGGUUUAGCUCUCCAAGCCAUGACUCGACAUUUCGGUAGUCUUGAAGAAGCAAUAAUCUCUCAGCUCAACUCUGUUCGUCGGAGUUUCAUCAUUUCUCAUCAAGAUGUUCCUAAGAUCAUCAGCUCUGGCUUAUCACAGCUCAGCUUGUUUGAUGGGAACAACACUUCAUCAUCCCUUCAGCGACUUGGUUUGGUUCAAGGACCACAGAGACAUGCUUGGAAACCCAUCAGAGGCUUGCCUGAGACUUCCGUUGCAAUUCUCCGAGCUUGGCUCUUUCAGCAUUUUUUACACCCUUAUCCGAAUGAAGCAGAGAAGCUAGUGUUGGCGUCUCAAACAGGACUUUCCAAGAACCAAGUAUCGAAUUGGUUUAUAAAUGCUCGGGUUCGACUCUGGAAACCGAUGAUAGAAGAGAUGUAUAGAGACGAAUUUGGAGAUUCCUCAGAUGAAUCAAUGCAAAGAGAAGCCAAUGAUGAUUCAAACUGACUUACAAAAAAAAAACAGAACAAAGUCUCGAGCCAUCU